AUGGUGUCCAAUAUAGUUAUACCGGGAGAUGGUAUUUUAAAUGAUACGAAUACUACCAAAACCACAAUAGGUCCAGGUAUAUAUAAGAACCCUCAAACCCAAGAAAUAAUUCCAGCAUCAGCUGGGAUCUUGAAUGUUAAAACUAAUAAACAAAAUACAAACACAGUCAUAUUCACAGAUUCUAAUUCGAAGAGAUAUAUACCGCAAACUAACGAUUUUGUUAUUGGCAUCAUUGUGGGUGUUUUUGGUGAAAGCUAUAAAGUCCAGUUGCAAGACUUUUCAACGAGUGUUCAAUUGUCGAUGAUGGCUUUUCCUAAUGCGUCCAAGAAAAACAGGCCAAAUUUGAAGAUUGGUCAAGCAGUGUAUGCUAGAGUUUCACAAGCAAUCCCGGAAAUAGACACAGAACUAGAAUGUAUUGAUCCUAUUACCGGUAAAGAAGGCGGGUUUGGAUUGUUGGACGAGUCUGGUUACAUUUUCAAUAUUAAUUUAAACUUUGCAAGAGAAUUACUAUUCAACCAAAGUUCAGUAUUUCUUGAGAAGCUAUCUACGAAAUGUAAAUUCGAAAUUGCUAUUGGUAUAAAUGGCAAAGUUUGGUUAAAAUGCGGUGAUGGUAUUAAAAAACAGACUAAUGAUGCUGAGGAUGAUGAUAAGGAAAAGAGCUCAAGCUCAGCAAGAGAUUUAAGGGCAACUUUAGCAGCUUGCAGAUUUUUGACAAAGUGCCAACAUAUAAAUCCUAGCCAAAUAGAUAUAGAAUUGAAAGAAGCCUUCAAACAUUUCUGA
This is a messenger RNA of Debaryomyces hansenii CBS767, 780 nucleotides long. Its product is annotated as exosome complex component RRP40. Bases 1 to 780 code for a protein of 259 amino acids. The record is from RefSeq and is a predicted model, not a curated record. NCBI's taxonomy places the organism in Eukaryota, Fungi, Ascomycota, Pichiomycetes, Serinales, Debaryomycetaceae. Gene Ontology annotation, biological process: exonucleolytic trimming to generate mature 3'-end of 5.8S rRNA from tricistronic rRNA transcript (SSU-rRNA, 5.8S rRNA, LSU-rRNA); poly(A)-dependent snoRNA 3'-end processing; U4 snRNA 3'-end processing. Gene Ontology annotation, molecular function: RNA binding. The transcript has a single exon. Gene Ontology annotation, cellular component: nuclear exosome (RNase complex); cytoplasmic exosome (RNase complex).